AUGCGCAACUCAAUUGUUCUCAGCGCCAGCCUGGCCCGCCCCUCGACAUUUCAUACAACCCGUCGAUCGUUCGUGACCACCGCUGCAAAGAGUGUCGUCGCCGCCGCUACUUCAUCUUCAACGUCUGCGCCACCGCUGAACCCACGAUGGCUUUCUGAGCUGCAGUCGCGCAUCAAGCGGUGCGCCGGGCUCGACCUCAGCGGGCAGCAGAAGGAGGACUUGGCGGCUCUGCGGAAGGCUGUCGAUGGGCAGUGGUUGGAGUUGCUCGCCGGACGGGAGGGGUUCCUCACCGGUCCCGGGUGGAGGGGCCUUGACAGACAUACAGUGACUUGGGGAGACCAGGAUGCAAUGUACGCCGAGUCGGCGCGGGUCAACUGGCUUCGUAACUUUGCGACGACGGUGGAUCCUGAGCACAAGGAUGAGUGGGACCAGCUCAUGAGCCCAAAGGACAUUGGCCUCAUCAUGAGAAGCAUCAAAACGGACUACAAGUUUCCAAUGGCCUACCCAGACCACGUAACGGUCCUUCAUAAGCUUGUUUCCAAGCCGACAUACGAAUCAGAUUUCAUCCUACUUGAAGCUCUUCUCAUCUCUGAGGGCCACCGUCGCCCUGCCGCCCGCUGCUUCGAGGAUAUCGUGGUCUACGACUACAAGACCGCCAAGAGGGCGCCGCUCAAGCCCUUCAUGGUCGACCGGCUACGGGAGACAUACGAGGCGCAAGAGCAGAGCAAGAUUGACUGCGAGAAAAAAGUGAAGGUUUCGUUCAUCAUCAUGGGUAGUAUCUCGUUCCGCGAGCAUAUCCGCUGGAUCCCCGAUGAGGCGAGCGAGCCGACCUCGACCAUAGUGCUCACGUCCCCGCAGCGCCGUUUCGUGGACCUCCGCAUUCUGAAGCAAACGCCAACCGUCGACGGCGUGCAAGACACGCACGGCAUCGAGCGCCUGGAAUGGGGCAUCGCAGGAACCUCGUCGUCGUCCACCCGCACCGACGACCAGGGCGCCGAGGUGCGCCACUCGCGCUGGGAGCACUGGAUCGACUCGCGCACGACGGAGCCCGAGAACGCGGCCGACGAGGGCGACAUGUACGAGCAGCCCGACGGGCUGACGCUCGAAAAGGGACGGAUGGUGAACCCUGCCACCGGCGCGGAGACGGACUACGAAGAGCUGUGGAGGGACGUCGAGCCCGUUACGGUUCCUCCGGUCGGUGCCGCGGCCGAGGGCGGCGAGGCUCCGAAGGGUGUUGAGUGUGUUGUGCUCAAGCACGAGGACGAGACGAGCGGGGCGCGGGGUAUGGUUGUGUGGUUGGGGCGGUUCUGUCAGGGGAUUUCGAGGGUCGGGGAGGAGGUUGCGGCGGAGAGGUGGGAGUGGAAGGAAGGGGAGGGGUGGAGGCGGACUGUGAGGAUUGGGGAUCGGGCUUUGCCUUGCGAGGUGUUGUUGAUGACGGGUGCGGCGUUGAGUGUUGGGACGCAUGUUGUUCAUGAGGAGGUUGUCUGGGAUGUGCUCGAGAGCCGGUGA
Molecule: messenger RNA, 1509 nt
Organism: Colletotrichum lupini
Lineage: Eukaryota; Fungi; Ascomycota; Sordariomycetes; Glomerellales; Glomerellaceae
Exons: 6
Coding region: 1-1509 (502 amino acids)
Source: RefSeq, a predicted model, not a curated record